This is a messenger RNA of Parnassius apollo (apollo), 492 nucleotides long. Lineage: Eukaryota; Metazoa; Arthropoda; Insecta; Lepidoptera; Papilionidae. The record is from the annotation of a GenBank genome assembly.
AUGAAGGCGCUGCCGAAGAGCUCAGGGGGCAGUUCCACGCCGUCCGGGCCAGACAGUCUGGCAACGUGGGAAACCGUAGGCUCGGGGUCUACGACCUCCUUGGAGAGCAGUACACCUGUUUCUUCGGGGAGGGUAGCCCCCGACCUCACCGCAGCGCGCCGGGCCAAGAAUGCGGCGAUCCCGGCCACCAGAGAGAGGUUGAAGAGGGAGAGGGAGGAGAGACGUCGGGCGGCUCAGGAGGCCGCCCCAGCACAAAAGCAGGAAGUCUCGGCACAAGUCGGUAUCGGGGCACAGCCCGCCCCCGUGGUUCUGCCCGUGCCGGGGACACCCGGGAGGAUAGAGACUGUGGAGAGGGCGCGGGACAUUACUGAAGUACGAGCAGCCACAUCCCCCCCUCAGCCAAGGGGACAACCCUGCCCCUCCUGCGGCACCGCGCGCUGCCCAGUACUUCACAGAGAGCAUUGCCCAGUUCGCCACGGUCCUGGCCAAUGA